Pseudoliparis swirei is the source of this 6040-nucleotide messenger RNA. It is a transcript of the gene slc7a3a, whose product is annotated as solute carrier family 7 member 3a. The transcript has 12 exons. NCBI's taxonomy places the organism in Eukaryota, Metazoa, Chordata, Actinopteri, Perciformes, Liparidae. Gene Ontology annotation, biological process: transmembrane transport; amino acid transport. The record is from RefSeq and is a predicted model, not a curated record. Bases 993 to 2948 code for a protein of 651 amino acids. Gene Ontology annotation, cellular component: plasma membrane. Gene Ontology annotation, molecular function: amino acid transmembrane transporter activity.
CCCCUCAUUUACAUCCAUGAUGUCACAGUAUGUCAUCAUACACAGCGCAGAUUUUUAUAUGUGAUUUUGUAUCAGCGAUACAAUCAAAUGUGUAAAGUUUGUGUUUUGACACCCCCAAUGACCCUUCAAUAGUCCCCAGGCCAUGAAGUACAAAUGCACAUGAAAUAAAUAGUUUGGGCUUCCCGUCUUUCCCUCCUUUUCUUUUUAUCUGCAGAACAAAGCUACAGCGAAUAUUGUGUGUAUAAUUUCAGUCUAUAGAGCGUAUUCCCUCACGUGACCACAACAACCAGUGUUGCCAGGUCCGCGUCUUUCCCGCGGAAUUGGGCUACUUUUGAAGUGUUGCCGCGGGUUGAAUUUUUUGUCCGCUGGUUCGGGUCGACCUAUCUUGCAUGCAAAUUACAUGAAUAUCUUGAAAUAAAAAUCCAUAUUUUAAAUGAAAUAAUUUAUUUAUACCCAAAUCCUACCAAACUGACUCCAGAUCAGCACGUACACACAUGGACAUGGACUUUAAAAGCAGUGUAUAUGGUUUGGCACGGGCAUAUUUUGAGUUCUGAUAUUGGGCUGGGUUUUAUUGGCCAUUGGGCUGGUUUUGUCACACAGACCUGGCAACCCUGACAACAACCUUUGGCGGCCAUGUUGGGGUCCAUGCACGGCAUUGUUUUUGCUUUAUUUUAUGCCGCUCUUCUUUAGAAAUGACCAUUAUAUCCUGAAGGAGACACAAUUUCAGUUCAAAGCGGUGUGCCUUGUGAUUAUGGUCCGAAUCUGCUUCUGCAAAACACUGCAACGACAGACCUGCCCCUCCGUGCUCUGGUUGCCCGUGUGGCUGAUCAACAGUCAACAAGCACUUUGUUUACCCUCCCAUCUGCCCAAAGAACUUCUACUCUCAGAUCAGUCGCACGUUUUUAGUUUGAGCUGUCGAUCGCACACACCCCCACGCUAGAAGGAUUUAAAACGAAAGCUUAGUGCAGCGCCCAAACAGAGUGACGGCAAAUAUGGCCGCCAAGCUGGCCAACUUUGGCAAAAUCCUGCUGCGCCGCCGGGCAUUAGACUUGUCUUGCGUGGAGACCCGAUUCUCCCGCUGCCUGUCCACGCUGGACCUCAUCGCCUUAGGGGUGGGCUCCACACUCGGCGCCGGUGUGUACGUCCUCGCUGGCGAGGUCGCCCGAGAAAAAGCAGGUCCGGCUAUCGUCCUCUGCUUCCUCAUCGCCGCUCUGUCCUCCAUGUUGGCCGGACUGUGCUACGCUGAAUUUGGCGCCCGUGUCCCGAAAACCGGCUCCGCAUACCUUUACAGCUACGUGACAGUGGGAGAAGUCUGGGCCUUCAUCACCGGGUGGAACCUCAUCCUCUCCUACGUGAUCGGCACGGCCAGUGUUGCUCGGGCAUGGAGCUCAACGUUUGACAGCUUGGUGGAACAAAAGAUCUCCAACUUCUUUAAAGCCUCCAUGACAAUGAAGGUGCCCGGGAAUGUGCUGGCAGAGUACCCUGACCUGUUCGCCCUCAUCCUGGUCCUGCUGCUCUCUGGACUUCUGGCCUUUGGCGUGAAUGAAUCGGCGUUGGUGAAUAAGAUCUUCACGGGCAUCAAUCUGGUGGUUCUGGGCUUCGUAAUCAUCUCUGGCUUUGUUAAAGGGGACACAGCCAACUGGAACCUGACGGAGGAAGACUACCACAAGUUCAUAAACGACACCAACAGCACCAGGGUUGCGAAAGUCGAGGAGGAAUUUGGCGUGGGUGGCUUUGUGCCGUUUGGCUUGAACGGAGUCCUGUCUGGUGCGGCCACCUGCUUCUACGCCUUCGUGGGCUUCGACUGCAUCGCCACAACAAGCGAAGAAGCAAAGAACCCCAUGCGUUCCAUUCCCGUUGGCAUCGUCGCCUCGCUGCUGAUCUGUUUUUUCGCCUACUUCGGCGUGUCCGCCGCCCUGACCCUCAUGAUGCCGUACUACCAGCUGAACACCCAGAGUCCUCUGCCCGAGGCCUUCAGCUACAUCGGCUGGUCUCCGGCCAGAUACAUCGUGGCUGUGGGCUCCCUCUGCGCUCUGUCCACCAGUCUCCUCGGCUCCAUGUUCCCCAUGCCCCGUGUCAUCUACGCCAUGGCGGAGGACGGGCUGCUGUUCCGUGUGCUGUCCAGGAUUAACGCUCGCACCAAGACUCCCCUCCUGGCCACCAUUGCAUCCGGCAUUGUUGCAGCUCUGAUGGCCUUCCUGUUCGACCUGGCAGCUCUGGUGGACCUGAUGUCCAUUGGAACUCUGUUGGCGUACUCUUUAGUGGCCAUCUGCGUCCUCAUCCUCAGGUACCAGCCAGGCACCCUGAGCUCGUCCAGCCAGACGGAGAAGCUGGUGGAGCUGGUGGAGGGCGAGAAGGUGGCUGUAAGCGGAGGAGACGGCGGCGACGAGUACGGCAUGGAGACGGAGGCGAGGCCGCGCCGCGAGACCUUCGCUGUGAAGCUGCUCUUCUGCCCGAGCGGAAACGACCCAACGCAGACCUCUGGCAACAUCGUCUAUGUCACCACCGCUGUUAUUUCUCUCUUCAUCACAGUGCUGUGCGUUCUCCUCGCCAACUGCCUCACGGCGCUGCUGGCCGGCCACGCGGCCGUCGUGGUGCCGUGCGUGAUCUUGGCCCUGCUCUGCAUCGUCUGUCUCGUCGUCAUCUGCAGGCAGCCGCAGAGCAAAGAGGCGCUCACCUUCAAGGUCCCUCUGCUCCCCUGGUUGCCCCUGUUCAGCGUUUUCGUCAACAUCUACCUCAUGAUGCAGCUGGACCGGGGGACGUGGUGCGGCUUCGCUGUCUGGAUGCUGAUCGGUUUCGUCAUCUACUUCUGUUAUGGCAUCAGGAACAGCAGUGAAGGGGCCAAAAGGUCGUCCCCGCGUAAAUACGAGCCCGCGCUGCAGAGCAAGAGCCCGAUUUACACCGCCGCCGCGAACGACAGUGACACGGAAGCAGGCGGCAGCCCCUGAGACGCGCAGACGUCGAGCCGGGGAGUGUCGCCGGAGCAUCGACACUCAUUGUGGCAGUCCGGUUGAACUAGCGGGUCGGAACGCAGCCCUGGGUUUAGGAGGGAGGAGAGGCAACACACACAUCUUACCUCUGAUUUUGGAGGCUGGUUAACUUGAUGGCGAGACACUGUGAGAGAGCCACUGUGUCCCGUGUGUGUUUCGAUCUGUUUGUACUUAGCCGUACCCCCUGGGAGAUAUUUACCUGCCUCUAACACAUGCUACGAAUGGACCUGACUAACAAAGAGUUCUGCGGGUCUCCUCAUCCGAGUUCUGUUUUCCGUUAUAUGGGAGAAUGUUAGACCUUUAAGUGUUUUCCUCUUUGCUUCCUUUCCGUUACUGGUGGCAGCAGUAUCUCCCCCUAGUGGCCCGGUGUGGCGCCGCAUGCAGCGUGUGGAGCCACACCGGGCCACUAGGGGGAGAUACCAACUAUUAUGCGCAUGACUAAAAAUGAUGACUUGAGCCGGCGACGGUACGAUCGUAACGACACUUGGAUCCGUGAGCUAGACCCUCCGAAGCCACCACAAAGCGACGGGGCCUCCGGCGGUUGACGCGUCCGGGUUACUGGUCCUUGUUUAUUGCACCAGCCCGUUUGUUUGCGAGUAAACAGGGUAGCGCUGAGGCUGUCGGCUUACAAUGUCAGUCGGGGCCUCGGUGCAGUUCGGUCAGUAGCACAUAGACGACGAUGAUGUCAUCACCACCGUUUCGGUUCAGUGUCUGAGGCUGAAGUACAUGCCUUACACACCACCCUUCUGCCCCUCCGCCCCCAGAGAACAGCCAUGCAGUCAUUGUACCUUCUUUUUUUUAAUGUUAUGAAACACAUAAAUUAUUCAAUAUGUUCUUGCUUAUAGACUUGUUGAAAUGGUAUUUGCAGGUAUUUUGUGGCCUUUGUUCCAACCUAACCCAAAUGACUCUUAAUGGGGUUUUUUCCCAUAGCUUUUUACAGAGGUUAACUCCUUUUCCUCCAUCAAGAGGGCGUCUGAGUCCAGUAAUUAAAGUAAGAACUGCAACGCAGGAGUCAUAGCAUUUGGUUGUACAUGAUUUUUUUUCUUCUUCCAAAACGUGUUCAUGUAAAUAUAUGAAUUUUUUAAACAGCCAUCGGCUUAAUUUGAUAAUUCCAGAGUUCAUUUACACACUUGCACCCGUCUGUUUCAGAAUCAGAAACAGUUUUAUUGCCAGGAAUGUUUACACAAACGAGGAAUUUUUUUUGGCGGAAGGUGCAACAUUUGGACAUGACAAACAAACAACAAUCAACACGACAGAAAGACAACAAAUAAUGUGAAAGUGUUUGGGUGUGUGCUUCAAGUGGUGUGUCACAUUAUUUUCAUGUUUGUGCAGAUCUGAGGCGGUUGAUGAGAUUUUCCCUCAACACGCACAUUCGUGACAUUAAUUCAUCCCCUGACGAGCUUUUACAAUUUCAGUUCAUACAAUCUGUCCACCUCCAACUGGUCUGGGAGCUGAGGAUCUGUUUCUGGACGAGGGGUCUGUCUUCUUUCCUCUUCACCUCCUUUUUGUUUUUACUUCCUUUUGAGAAGACUCUCAAAGGUUCUUGUUUAGUUUCAAUUGAAACUUGUUCUUGGCAGCUUUGUCUGUUGAGUUCACUUUUACUUGUAUUGUAUUCAACUGUACCUUGUUUUUACUACUUUAUUUACUUCUACCGACAGAACUGUUAAUAUUCAAAUCUUUUAAGUAUUGUUUGUUAGAGACAUAUUUUUUGUCGUAUCAGUCGCAAUCAUUUUAAUAUGCUUUUUAGAUGUUAACGUAUUUGAAUUUUUACAUGUACAGUUUUUAGUAUGCUUGUCUUUUUUUGGGAGUCUCCUUCUUUUUACUUCUGUUGCAAAUGUUUUGCGUAAAACAUGUUAAAUGUAAUCCUUUCUGACCAAAUGAACUUGUUUUUUGGAAAUGUGAGUUUUCCAAAAUGAAGAAUGACCACUAAAAGUUGUUCUCUAAAUUGUUAAAUAUGAAAUAAUGUUUUACCCCAACCCUCUAAAGUCAAUAUAACUUAUUGUUUAUAGUAUGUUUUGUUGAUCGAGAAAGUGCAUUACUGUAAAAUGUACAGUAUUUGUUUAAAAAUGUGUCUUUAUUUUUAAAAUGCUGUAAAUCAUACACUCUUUUUAACAUGAGUAUAAUUUGGUAAGGGAUAUUUUUGUGUGUGUAAAUUACCAUUGGAAGUUUCAUUUGACAUUUAAUGCUACUGAAAUCCAAAUUAUACAAAUUGAGCCCUUUUUUUCAAAGCUGUUCCCACUGGAUGCAAUAUUGAAGCAUUGCUGUAUAUCCUCAUAAAACGCCCCAACAUUCAUUAUUUUUGCUCCUUUGAAAAAGUAAAUAUAUCACCCAUAAAAUAAGUGGAGAAGGGCGUGGCGGUAGAGGGAAAGUUGGGUUCAGCAGUGUUUCUAGACGAUGUGAGUCGGUAAACUUAUGCCUAUGAACCAUCCUUCUAUCACUAUAGUAGUGUUAGAAGUCUAGUCUACUAGUGACACUAGUUAACACGAGUCUGCCCGCCCGCGGCGUCAUAAACCGGCUUUGUGGCUGUGACGCGUCACACAGCGCCCACACUCCGCCCUCGUGCCUUUUACAAUCUACCCCUCAAUGACAUCUCAUUAACCCUUGUGUUGCCUUAGGGUCAUUUUGACCCGAAUCAAUAUUACCCCCCUCCCGCCUUAGGAUUAAUUUGACCCCAUUCAAUGUUUAAUGUCGGUGUUCUUUCGGUAGUCAACAAACAAACAUAAAGUGCCUCACACUUAAACUUGGAAAACAAUAUUAAUUCUAAUAAUUUUCUGGAGGUUUUAAUUGCUGGCGUCAAAUUGAACCCAAAGGGUAAAAUAUGUUAGUAAAUAUAAAGGUAACAGGAGGGUGAAACAUUGAAUCGGGUCAAAAUGACCCAAAGGCGGGGGGAGGGUGUAAUAUUGAUUCGGGUCAAAAUGACCCUAAGGCAACACAAGGGUUAACACCUUUUUUAUUUAAUUUUUUUACUUUUAUUGCUAUACUUCUGUACAUAUCACCGUCGGUUGUAUUUUCUGUGUUUUAAAAUAAAAUAAAACAAUAAUUCAAUCAUU